Molecule: messenger RNA, 17410 nt
Organism: Homo sapiens (human)
Lineage: Eukaryota; Metazoa; Chordata; Mammalia; Primates; Hominidae
Gene: EFNB2
Product: ephrin B2
Exons: 5
Coding region: 13108-14115 (335 amino acids)
Biological process (GO): positive regulation of cardiac muscle cell differentiation; regulation of postsynaptic neurotransmitter receptor internalization; adherens junction organization
Cellular component (GO): Schaffer collateral - CA1 synapse; dendrite; plasma membrane
Molecular function (GO): signaling receptor binding; ephrin receptor binding
Source: RefSeq, a predicted model, not a curated record
AUUCAGCAGAGAACAGUAAUGCCUAGCUUCCGUUUUUAACUUAACACUUCAGUAGAACAUUUUCUUCCAAGAGGGAGAUUUUGGCCUAAGUAAAGUAGUGGGCUCUUUUUUAAAAAAAAAUUAAUUUUACUUUAAUGUGAGCAAAUCUGUAUUGGUAUGGUGUUCUGCAAUGCAUUACACUGACUUUGAAAAUUUCGAGUACUAAUGCCUUAUGUCUGGGGUUACCAUUCCCUGUGCAUCACAUACUAGUUAGUUAACAUAGCAUUUUGCUUUUCCCAUGUAAUUUUUUCCCUAUAUAAUACUGGAUUCCUGAUACUAAUUGACUUGAUACAAAAGAAUGGCUGGAUGAUAUCCAGAUAACGUAUAAUACAUGGGCUUCACCACAAUCAGGCUCUGAAUAAAUACAGACCUGUCAGAGAUUGAUAAAAUAAACUACAAUGGAUAGUGCUGUUUAAACAGUCCAUUCAAUAACAUAUAUAAGCCAGCCUGCCUUCCAUUGUGUCUGAAAUUCUUAUUUUUGUAGGUAAACAAAUGCACAUUCAGCACUGAUUGAAUAGCCCCUUGAACUAUGCUCCACAGUUUGCGUUUGGGUUAAUCUUGUCGGUUUUAAUAUAGAGAGAAAAAAGCUCAAAGCACCAGGGGUGGAAUUGUUAGUGCUUUCACAUCCACAUUCCUCACAUUUUGUCAGGAUGAUAAACUGUAGGUAAUGGACUGUCGUUGUUCUGCAGGACAACUGAGCCAGGCAGAGCACAAAGACUAAGCUAAAGCGAUACCUCACAACAUGCUUGGUAGCCUUCUUUUCAGAUGAGAAUUUAUUUGAGAAUCAUGUGUCUAGGGACUGCACAUCUUAACCUCAACAGUUACAGCUUCAAGCCCCAGAAACAGGAGCUGGAGGUUAAGAUGAUUUGCUAAGCACCUGGUUCUAAAUCUUUUACAAAGCAUAAGCUGUUGACGCUGGUUCUGCCGACGCAAAGACAUGCAGAUGACUCCAACAUUUCCAGAGGCUUCUGACUUAAGCUAAAGUGUGUGGACAGGUGAAUUCGCCAUGGGCCUGGAGACCAGCUUGCUAAAAACUAUGUGUUUGAAUGGUUCCUCCAGACAGAGUCAGCUGAAGAACAAUUGGUGGAUUUAUAUUAAAACCUCUUGUCUGUAAACUUACUGAGGUGCAUCCUUCGGUUGGUGGAUCAGUGAGAUAAUUGCCUUCAGAUGGACAUUGCAACUGGAGCAACUAAAUCCUUGCUGUCUUUCCUUCCUCUGAAAUCUUCCAGGUAGCUCCCGAGAGCUUCAGUAUGACACCAAACUUCGGGCGACGUUUUAGAGUGCGUUCACCUAAUGGGAAACUAUUCGAGAUCCCAGCGUGACUGCAGUAAUGCGUCAUAGGAAUGGGAGUGGCAGGGGAAAAGGAAAUACAGAUUGUAGACCCUAAUAAAAAAAUUUUUAGGAAAGAUAUUUCUUUAACGUUUUAUGAGAACUUCAUUCUUAAAAUACUUAAUUGCAAAUUAGACAAAUAGAAGUGCUCUUCUAAGGAAGGUGAUUAAACUGGUCCUCCUAUCAGCCUAAUCUCUGCCUGCCUUUGCUGCUGACAUAAAGAACCUGUUUUUCAGGUCACUUAAUAUACAUCUACAUAGAUUUGCUUAUGAGCUCACCCUUUGUGUAGCGGAGUAGAGCCUUAAAGAGGAGUGCUCAACUGUUUAAAAUAUUUUGAUUAAAAUAUGCAGAACCCAUAGAACUAUAAGCUUCUAGUCAGGAAUUAGCUCUUUCAGGGAACAGCUCCCCCCUUCUUUUUAAGGGGGGAAUUAGAAGGAGGCUGGGGGAGGAAUAUAAGAACAGCAAAGAAGGAAGGAUAGCAAAUGGGACAUGUUCCGAACAGCUUGGAAAAACUCCUGUGGCUUCAUUGUCUCUAUAAAGCCAAAGAAUACAAAGACAUAAGCAAUUCAGCCCUUCUCCCAUGAUGGAAGAUGUAAACCGUUGACAUGCCUCCCCUGUUUAACUUGUUUAAUUCUCAUUUUAAAUUCAGCACGAUACUAGCCGUGUGAACUCUGAAGAUUUCUUUAGUAAUCCAUUUUGUAGUUCCGAAUCAAAAACAAAGUGAAAGGGUCUGACACAAUUUGCUUUUAUUUUUAGGCAAAUCAACCCUGGUCAUAGUUAAUAAGGGGAUUACAACUCAGACUAGGUCUUUACAGAUGUGAUGUAAAUCAAGGGCAGAGUAUAAAGAAACUGAUCCCUUUUGAUUGAAGUAUAGUAAAAAGGCAUAGAGAAACUAGCAGCAGUAAUCUGAUUGUAUGGCAAUAAAACCACCAUUUUCUGUCUUUCAGAUAAAAAUAAUGUGGUAAAUCCAUGCAGUUCAUAAGAUGUAAAGGCAGAUAAAGGGUGAAGCCAUGGCAACAUAUAGAUUAGCUUGAUGUUAGAAAUGACACGUCUCUGAAAAGGGCGCGGGACGAAGGCCCUUGCCUCCAGGCUGUUGGGCAUUAUGUGAGAACCACACAGACUUGGAAACUGGGAUUAGGAAGUAUGAAAGCUCUACUUGUGGUCUGGGAUGGCUGAGGCAGUAAAGAAAAGCUGCUCAGUUCUUGCUCAUUGGUGGUGGAUAAUAUGGCAAAGGUAGAUUUCAUUGACUGCCUUUUUUAUAGAUUGAGAUUGGGGCUGAUUAAAACUUCAGAUCACUGCAGUUGUUAGGGCCUGGGAGAUUUUCCUUUUUAACUCCUGGCCUAACAGCAGCAGCCGUUCUGUAGGAUUAACUGCACUUCGCGGUCGUUGCCUUAAUCUAUUUGGGCUUCAGGCAGGGACAUGCUGGGAAGGAACAGAGACCAGAGGGGAUAGGUAGGGCUGGGGUUAUCUGAAAAGAAAACAGAGACCUUUUGAUUUCAGCCAUCUUUUCAGACCCAGCUCCCUCUCCCGCUGCAUGGGAGAAGCAAAGGUAAACAGGACACAUUGUCCCUCUCCCUCAGCCACAGAGCUCUUCUGUGAGUUUUGUCUUUCCCACCCUGGAAAAAAAGAUAAAAUACAAUUUUUAAAAGGGGAGGGAGGAAUUUAGUUUUAAUUCAAAUGAGUAGUAAUCCAAUAUGCCAAAAGCAGUGGGCUCUACCUAGAUGUAAUUUUACUCGUAAAUGUGAGUCUUAAACUUUGAGUUGAAUGGGGCAGGCUGUUAGAGGUGGUGUAAAUUACAGGAUUAUAAAAAUGUUAGUGCUGCCCAGCCUUAAAGUCAAAAACAGAAAAAUCUCUGUGCUGUUGAGUCUUCCCGCCCUCUCUCCUGAACAACCUUGUAAGUAAGCUAGACUUUUGUUUUUGCCUUCCAUACUUUCCAUUUCAGCCAUUAAACAAAAUAAGCCAUUGAAACCACGAUUGGGUUCCAUGCAGAGUGACAUCCGCAAUCGGGUCAAGCCAGAAGGAAAUACUUGCUCGAUUGCCCCCUAUUUGGCAUUACAGGAAAGUCUCCACACUUUGGAAGAGUCUGAACUCUCAAGACAUUGAAAAUGCCAAAGGCUGCAAACACCCUGUGUCUUUCUUGAUGGAGUGCAUCUUGGUGUGUUUUACAAAGGGGAAUUCAGUGCUGUUUUUUUGUUGUUGUUGUUGUUUUUUUUUUUUAAAGAGCAGCAUAGGGCCCUUCUAGACUCUUGGAUUCUGUGUCUGACAAAAAUGGUCAUUAAAUGAGCAAUAUUAUAAUUUAGACCCAUUUCACUGAUUUUGUUCCAAAUUCUCAACUGACUUGAGCAUCUGUUUGGGGCUGUAGAUACAUUGCCCUUGUUGACUGUUUUUCUCGUUUCUAUGGGAAUUACUGUAGCCAUUACUAUGUAGCUUUCAUAGACUCAAAACAUUUUUAAAGUAUUGCAUAUAGGCUGGCCAUAUCCAGUGCCUGUUACUUUACCUUCUUUUUCUAACUUAAUGCAGCAGUCUGUAUUAACAGAUCCAUUUCAUUUGUCUAGCUUCAUCAGAGAGAGGCUACCCCCUGAUUUACAGGCUGCUCACAUCCAAGCACCUUGCAUUCUACACUUGACAGUGAUUGCUAAUGGCCCAUUCAACUAAAGUAUUUGCUUGUUAACAGGGAACAGAACAUGAUAAAUGUCCAGCAAGCUUGCUGCCUCCUUCAGCUUUUCAAACGCAGACUGGUGCAUAUUUAUGGCAGGCAAAUGACAAAAGAAAAAGCUGAAUUGCCCUGGCCUCCAGCUUUCUAUCAGAAACAGGGUUAAAGUGAUUAAAGCAAUCAUUCAAGAAAGCCCUGCCGUUUGUUUACUAACCUUCAUCCAACAUUUAGCUUUGUAGUCUACCUGUGAGAAGAUAUUUCAGAAGUAUUAGAGAUAAGGAAGGAGGAUCUAGCAAACCAGUGAAAAGAGUAGGUGACCAGUUAUAAAAUGCUUUCCAUGCACAUUGAAUGCCAGGCGAACCUAUUUCUGUUAUUCCAGCAGACAAUCAGCAGUGGCUCUAGAUUAUUAACAUAUUUUCCUUUCAUGUAUAAAUUCAAAUAUGUAAUUCUAGUCCAAAGCAUUCUGUGGCUGGUAAGCACAUACUUGCUGAUUUCAAAUAAGAAAACAUAGCAAGGGAAAGCUCCAUUAAACAAGUUGUUUCUGCCCUUAGUAAUUCUCUAAACAAGAUAGGAAGAAAAAGUGGACAGUAGUGGAGUAUUAAUAGUGUGCUCUUUUCAUUCUCUAAAGCACGAGUAAGUAAGCGUUCAAACUACUCUGUGGUGGGCAUACAUUUAGAGCGCUGUGAAUGAACCACUGCUGUUCUGCCAUACUUAAUUUAUUUAUAUUAUUAUUUUUAUUUUAUUGUUGUUUUUAUGUAUUAUUAUAAUUAUUUAUUUAUAUUACUAAUUUAUUUUCUCAAUUUAAAUCCUGUUGCAUCCAAUUUUAAUUACAGUUUUUGUAUCUGCCUUCCCAUACUUGCUACCCACGUCCCCAUUGCCACUGCGGCCUUAUCCAUGUUUUCUGUGUACACCACUCUCGUAUCACCCCAGAAUAAUUAUGAGUGCUACCCAGACUUUUGAAACCACUAGAGUCAACAUGUUUGUCUUUGAGGAAAGCCAAUGAUGCUUUAGCAUUUUUGGCAGGGGUGGAUGUGUGUUUAAGUGGGGUGGGUGCAGCUCCUUAUUGUCUGCCUAUUCUACUGUUGUUCCCAAUCCACAUUCCCUGCGGGGCACCUAACCUGUGUGCAUAGCAAAGAAUUUCCGACCUUCAGAGCCAGAAGUGUUUCUCAAUUGAUCUCUUCCAGCCUAGGGUUAUAGCUGAUGAAUUAUAAUCCUUGCUCUUUCCACACCUUUACCUGGGCUUACCAUGGCCCUAAAACAUUUGCCCAGAAUCAGAAUUGUCUCAUGAGUGAGUGGGGCAAGGCAAAUCCUGUUCCAGACCAGCUGAGAAUGUACCUAGCUGCAGAAGAAGUUAGAAAGUGUCAUCUUUUACUUAUCUACCAGAACUAUAUUCGAGGUACAUUUUAGAUUUAAAAAAAAAGCAAGUUCUCGUAGGCCUUGAAUCCCCCCCUUGCUAUGGGAAAAUGGAUCAUUAUUAUAAUGGACUGUCCAGUAAAGUUCAUGAUUUCUCCUAGACAUGUUCUCUCUCUUUAUGACCUAGAUCAAGAGUGAUCUCUUUAAGUCUUUUCUUCAUAAUCCCACAGCACUUUGUACUUAGAUGUACUUAGAAAGAACCAUAUACACGGUACGUCAUGAUUGAUAUGCAAGCCUUCACCACUCUACCUGUCCUAAAAGUCAGGGACACACCUUCUUCAUUUCAUCAGUCCCUACUUCUAUCCAGCAUUGGCAUCCAGUAAGUAUUAGUGGAAUGGACAGACAACCCGAAUUUGUGCUGAUGGCAGUUUACCCUGUUUUAACUGUCAUCCUUCUGCUACUAGACAUGGAUGAGACCUGAGACGAUGGGACUGCUCAGAGGUCCCUGGCUCUUGAACUUUAGGGCACCAGAAUCCCCUGCAGGGCUUGAGAAAACAGGGGUUUCUGGGCCCCACCCCCAGAGUUCCUGAUUCCUGAGGUCUGGGGUGGGGCUUGAAGAUGGACAUGUUUAACAAGCUCCCAGGUGACGCUGGCAACUGCUGCCUCAGGGCCAUGCUGAGAACCCUCGCCCUACACAAACCUUUCUGGGAAAACAACUCAACAUUAAAGCUGUUUGGGGAUCUCUGAAGAAAUCUGUAGUCCUUGCCUUGUUGGGGGAGCAUCAGGGAUCUAACCAUUGAUGGUGGAGUAUUUGUUGUUAAUUCAGCAAGCAACUAUUAAGUGUUAGGCCUGUUACUCGGCUCUAACAAUACAAGGCAGAGUGACCUGUACCCUCGAGAUUUAAAGUCUAAGUCCUGUAGAGAGAAGCCCAGGUGGGAGCAAGCACAUUUAGAGUUAGGUGCUUGGUGCAAGGUGGGGACACAGAAGAAGGGAAUGGCAUUUGCCUCUGGAGGGGUCCGGAAACAGCCUAGGGAGGAGGAGCUUGAGUCUUGAAAUACUGUGGGCAUCUCUAAGCAAAGUCACAGUAGACAGCUGAAAUAAAGAAAAUAGUAAGCAAGCCAAAGAAACAGUAUUUCAGCCAAGGGCAGCGUGUGUCUAUCACGUCCACCUGUGAACACGUCCCAGGAUUCUCUGCAUCCGGCCAUUGCUCAAGACAGAUCCCUCACAGGAACAGCUAAGCCACUGAUUUCAGCUACCUGUUCACGUGAGAAUUAUCAGUACCUACUGCUUUUCAAAAUGAGUAUGAUCAUGGAUAGGUGAGGCAAUUCAGUUUCGCAGAGACAGUAGGGCAAGUGCCACUGUAGUUUAGUUAAGGGCACAUGCUUUAGAGUUUGGCUAUGUGAGUCCAAUCCCAGUUUAGCCAUUUAUUAGCUGGGUAGCUUUAGGAGCAGUAGCCUUAGUGUCUCUCAGUUGUCCCAUCUCUAUAAUAGGGACAAUAACAUAAUAGUGCUGAAUAAAAGAGUAACAAAAUUUUGGUCAACAUUUAAUGUAUUUAAAGAGCUAAGCUCCGUGAUUGGCACAAUGAACCAAUCAAUCAAACACCAGUUGUUAUUAAUAAAAGUCAGUUGAAUAUGUACUGUGUGCCUGGCCGUGGUUCAAUUUGCCUUUGCAUACAAGGAAAAAAUUAAAAUACUCUGUUAAUAAAGACUAUAGCAUAAUACUUUCACCUUAAACUUCUUGAUGUUAAUUUAUUUUGUUUACCUGCCAAACUUCUACUCAUUCCUUAUGACUUUCUGCUACAUGAAACACCCUUUGUAAUUCUUUUGUCCUAUUAAAUUAAGUUCUCUCUCCUCUGCUUUCCUGCUUUUGGUGCUUUCUAAUAACACUUUUAACCCUGGACUUUCUCAUUCAGCUGUGCAACUGUGGACUGAGAGGAGGCUCUUUGAAUUCAUUUUGUAUAUUCUAGUAGAGAGUACUGUGAGCAGUUGGGUUGUUGAAUGAAUACAUUAAUUCAACCUGGAGGGAUGGGCAGUAUUGCAUUUUUUACAUUGAUAUUACAUGAUAUUUAGAAAACUGCUUAACUGGUGGACGUUGUUUUAUUAACAGCAUUUUGUGUAUAGCACUCACUAUGUGCCAGCUGCUAUUCUAACUGCCUGACAAAUACUCCUGAAACCUUCAUGGUAACCAUAUGAGGGAAGCACUUUUAAUAUAUCCAUAAUACCAACGGGGAGACUGUGGCCAAAUUGGUUAAUUAACUUAGCCAAAGUCAUAUUGAACUAAUAAGUGGAUUUAAACCCAGCUAGUCUGGGGCCAGGGUCCCUCUUUUAAUCUUCUGCCUCCUGCUUAUGCUGUUGCAUGGAGUAGUCUUUAUCAUAUAACUAAAUUAAGCAUGCAUUUGCUUAAAGCAGUGCAUACAUGAUGGAUCAAAAAGUUUGUGGUAUAAUUGGUUUAAUUCUGUCAUUAUCCAUUUUGAUUUAUAGUCACUUUCUUAUGAUGGUCGUGUAGUUUUAAAUGGAACCUUUGAAUCUUUGAUAUAAUAAGGUUAUGUCAAAUCUUGGGUAUAAUAAGGUUAUACCCAAUGGAAACAGAAUAAUGAUCAGCCCAUUUAAAGGAUGACUGGAGAGUUAUUACAAUACAUAAUAGUCAUGCAUAUAUUGAGUAGUAUUCCUUUGGUAACAUUUUCCUUUUAAAAAUUGUAACAUUUGAUUGUUCCUUGUUGGGAGAAAAGGAGGUCAGAUUUUUGAGGGGAGAUCCAUUUGGUGAGAUGCUGAGUGUGUGUCAAGCUAAGGAGAUAGUAUGACAUCUUUUUUAGAGUCUAGUCACAAUUAAAUGCCAUUUUAUUUUGGAUUUUGGGAUCCGUGCCAGCUUCCAGCUUGUCAGAGCUGAGAAGACUCAAAUCAAGUCCAGGCUUAUUUCUACAGCAAACUGGGAUUCUGGCUUCUUGCCGGUGGAUUCAUUCAGUACAGCCCAUCUGGCUUUUGAUGUUCUGCAAGUUUGGAGCCAUUUGUUGAAGGAAGCCAGGCGGUGAAUAUUGGUGGUCCUGGGGUUCUCUUGACUCCAAGUGGUGCCCCUUGGUUUGCAUUUUCACCAUGCUUAGCAUCUGCUUACCUGGAGACCAUGCAGCCGCCGGCCAGAGGUCUCCAACAACCAAAUCUUCAUGCCUUUUAGAACUCAGAGUCCCCAGCACAUCCUCCUUCCUCCUCCUUGUCCAAUUACUUUCAUGCAGUUCUCAGUAGCUGCUUGUUUGAAUCACUUAUAGUAUUUAACUUCUAGGGUGUUUUUGGGUUUUGGUCAAGGUAAUUCCAGGCUGAAUGUGGUGACUAAGCAGGAAAUAAAUGGGUCGUCCUCAAAGUUACAGUGGAGCGCUGUUUCUAUUUUCCUAAGGUACACAGUUGUGGGGGCGAUCCGUAUGGAAGUCAGGAACCCAGUCUGAUUUUGCUUCCUUUUGAUGGUAGCAGUACAGACCUGGCUGUUUUGUAGCCUGCUUUGUUUUUCUUCCUUUUCUUCCCUAACUUCACGGGCUGUGGCAAAGCCCUGAGACGUGCAGGAAAAUGUCUCCUGUCAUACGCCCACAGCAGACCUAGCCCUGACCCUCCUCUGAAGCCCAGGAAGGAGGUAUCUGUGAAGCAGCCUGCUUGUAAAGCAAUUGCACACAGCCUUGUAAACUGUGUUACUGGGCUGAUUAUACUUGAUUGGCAAGGUGAAUCUCUUAUAGCAAAAGAGAACUUGGAGAGUUUUAUCUCAUCUUAUGCCUUAUUAAUUUGUUCAUUCUUUAAUUACACAGCCACCUAUUGAGCACCCUAUUUAUGCAAGGUACCUGGUCGGGGGUCAGAGGGAGGGUCCCAUGGUAAACGAGACAGACUCAAUCCUGGAGGAGCAGGAAUGGCAGCCCCUCGCUGGGCUGUUGGCCCCACCAAAAGGGAAAGGUUUCAUUUUAAUAAUACAUGGGUGAAUCAUUUUUGUCAAUAGGCAAAAUUCUUUGUAGUUAAAAAAAAAUAUGAUGGUAGGAAGGAAAGGGAUGGGCAGAGGGUUAAAACAAAAGAUAUGCUCUCCCUAACUCUAGAUUGUAGUAUUGUUAUGCUUGUCACUGUAGCUGAAUUCCAUUUCUUUGAGUUUUUUCAAUGCCAAGGCAUUCCCUGUAUGACUUACGUGAGCCUUUCAUCUCCGCGAUUUUUCCCAUUCAGGUAAAUGAGCAAAUGGAUUUGAACACUCAUAUCUAAAACAAGAGAGAACCAGCUGGAAAUGCCCUUUGAAUUUCUUUCUCUAUGUAAACCAUUUUUCUUUCUGGUGCCUCACCUAUAAAUAACAGGAGUUCCACCUUCCUUUAUAGACUCUUGCUGAAAGCAUGGUUUGGAACAAGACCGUACAGGUGCACACAAAUUACAGUUGGGAAAGAAGCCUGCAGUGCAUCUUGUCUCUGAAGGUUAUGAAAUCCUCCUUUUAGUAAUGGAGCUGGCGUGAUCAAGCCAGCAGGAUGAAAUUUGGCAUUUGUGAGAUCACCCCCCUUCUCACUUGCCCACUGUACAUAGCAUCCCAGCCUUACUCUUCAAAUCUCCACAUUUUUUCUUAUCUAGCUACAAAAUUCAUAGGCUGAUUUUUUUGGGGUGCGUGUGUGGUUUUUUUUUUGUUUUUUUGGUAAAUAAAGACCUGCAUUUUUAUUUUGAUAUAGGUGGUUGAGUUUUGUCUUUAAUUUCAUGACAGAGAUUUAACUAGUCUCAACUUUUGAAAAGACAACAAUGAUAUUUGGGGAUCACACACUUAAAGUUAGAUUUCUAGAUGAUUAAUACCAAAGUAGAUGAUUUUUUAGCCUCAGCCAUUUAUAGGUAUGCCCUUCUGUGAAUUUUUUAUGACAGUGAAAAUCAUGGCACAGAUAAAAAUUAAAUAAAUACUUCUGUUAUUUUCCUGAAGAAAAAAAAAAAAAGCUUAAACUAUGAGAAUACUGUCUUUGAGCACUUUAAAAUAAAAUUGACUUCAGCCAGCAGGAUUUUGAGCAUUACAUCACAAAUAAAAAACAAGAUUAACAUCAAAAGGAGUCAGUUUUCAUUCAAUUGUGCAGCACUGUGGGCUGUGAAAUUUAAUAUUAUUUUGACUCAUAUGCUAAUUGUAGACUGACAGAGGAAAAUGGAUUGUGUUUAAAUAAAAGGAUACACAGCAUCACACGCAGCUGUAUCAAAUACAAGUUGAGGUCUUUGGGCCAGGAACUGGGGGCCCUCUAGCUCUGUUAUUGCAGAUUCAAGUUUGACAAAUAAAACUUUCCUUUAGACUGUAGUUUAAUUACUUUUUUUCAAAGGUAUGCGUGAUGAAGAGGCACAAAUACACCUCACCUUGAAGAGUUGCUAAACUGGUUUGUGUGCCGAUCAGUUCACCGUGUGUUUGAAUUUCUGUGCUUCUCAUCUUUCCUUUUCUUGAAAAGAUUUUGCUUGUCAUUGGUGUGAAUUGUACCCCCCACCCCCACCCAUCUAGUCUUUGCUCUCAGAUUUAUAACACUUUAAUGGUUCCAAAUUGUAUAGCCUGCUCUUAGACCCCUUUUCUUUUCCUUGAAUAAAUCAGGUUCAUGUUGCAGACGAUAUUUGUUUUAGGAAAGUGUGAAAGAAGGGGCACCUGUGAAAACACGCAAUUGUUCCAACACACAUAUACAUCCAAAUUAAAGCAGAAAAUGUCAAAGCCUCCAAUCACUACCUUAUUUCUUGGAGGUUUAAAGCCGCUGAGAAGAUAGUGGUGCCCUCGCUGGAAGUUUUAAGGUAAUUACUUUUUACUCUAAGCAGUAGUAUCUGGUAACCUAAUUCCGUAUAAACCUGACACCCUAUCGCUACACCCCAGUAUUUCUCUGAUUUCAGAAUAAGUCUGCGUAGAAACUUGUUCUGAUGUUAAAGUGCAAAAGGGGGCAGUAAAGUGCUAUCCACAAAAAAGGAAAAACAUUUUCCAAGUAUUUCUUAUUACUGCCUGUGUCUUUCGUAGGCCCUGCCUUUAUUUAUUCAUUUUAUAACAAAACUCUUAUGUUUGGGGCAUUCAGAGAAUACCUUAUUAAGCUGUUGCAGCAAUCUAGCAUUAAAUGGAAGACAUGCAAGACUGAAGAUCCUGCCUGUUUAUGAAGUGUGCCAUCAAAUUCACAUGCUCAUGAUGCAGAGUCCUUCUUUGGGAGUAUUCGUAUUCCCAAGUGCACAGAGCACUUCGGAAAGGAGCCUUGGUCUUUGGUGUUAAUGCUCUCCUAGCUCCGUAUAGAUGUGGCAGGCCCAAAGUACAUGGUGGGGUGAAGGGUCAAGGGUUUGGGCUUAUCCAGAGCAGCGUGCAUCCUUUGUCAGGAGGUGACUGGAAACACCAGCCAAUUACAGCAGAACUGCAGACUGCUCAUCUGCAUUCGGAAUUGCAGAUGAACCAGUUUGUACUCGACUUCUCUUCUUCACUGUAGGCUUUGACAUUUAAUUAAAAAUUAAAGCCUUUUAUGGAAAAAGUACAUGUUUUCCAAAAUGGGGUAAAUUCGAAGUAUACUUGAUACAGAACACUGGCUUGGGAAUAAACCUGUGAUAUUACAUGACUUUUGGUUUGCAACUGCUAGGCUGAGCCUCUUUGUAAAGCUGGGAUUUAGAAUCUUUGAAAUGUUUGUACAGUUCAAUGAUUAAGCAUAAAUUGUAUAUAUUCCCUUUUUUUCACUUAUUUGAGUAAACAAGUUUGUUACUACAGCUUCUGUGGACUCAGAGAUUUAUGUAUUAAAUAGGCCACAACUUCAACUAGGAUAAUUUUAUUUAUCUGCUUGUUAGGGAAUUGCAUCAAAAGUUUAAGUCUGUAGGCAUUAAAUAUUUUAAAUGCUUAUUUUUAAAGUCAAUUAUGAAAGAUAGCACAAAGUUUUUCUGAAACUACAUUAAAAAAAUAAUGUUUUAAUCUUAUCACAAAAGCAUUGACUAUUUAUUGCAAAGAAAACACAGAAAGCUAAAAAUCAUUCUAAGUCCACCAUUCAGUAGCCCAAAGUGGUCUCAGGUAAAGGCGGUGUGUGUGACCAUUUGUUUAUGGUUGUCUCCGUGCAGUCAGCAAAAUAAACAGAACAACAUGCCAUAUAUUAUUGAUGUGUAUAUUUUCAACUGAAAUUAGCCAUCUGCUUACAAUGAUCAUAUACACUAAUGGUAUAAUUUUGAAAUGAAAAGAAAAAUAAAAUAAUUCUUUGUGGAGAGUAAUGCGAAUUGACUUAUGAAUCUCGCCCUGCUUGGCAGUUUGCUCUAGAGGUAGAAGAGCUUUAUGUGUGGGCCUCCUCCCCCCCCACACAUUUAUUCUGCUCACACUUGCACCAGCAUCCAUGUCAGGACUCACCUUGUCCUGUUACAUGAGUAACAUGGCCCUGAUUCUCAAGUGCAUGAUAACUGCCAUAAUUACACAUAAAUAUUAAAUAUUUAAAUAGAUCUUUACGUGUGUAAUAUUAGGUAGAAGUGGCUCUGGAUCGAAUCUGAUGCUUUUUAAAUAGAAGCUUUCCCACAACAUUUCCAAGCACUGUCAUCGUGUCUGUCUCGAUUUGGGGUUUACCUGGCCUAGUUAUCUGUCUGGGUGUAGAAACUGGUAGUUCCUGUUUGUAUCUUUUUUGUUCUGAUCUCUUUAUUCUGUGUCAGCUAAAUAUUCUUGCAGUCAGUUACUAACAUAUUAACUCAUCCUUGUUUGGAAACUUUGGCAUAUCCUUCCAUGGUUUCCUUCCGUGGACCUGUCGCGUCUCUCAGGAGAGCCACCAGGUAUAUUGUCACACAUUUCGCAUGUAUUUUCAGAGACUACAGCAGCAUCAAGUGGCCCCCCAGCGAUUUGGGUUUUCUUCUCGGUUAAUCUACACUCUUUGGCCAACCGUGAGAAAACUUGUAAGAAGGCAUCAGAUGUUUGUGCUAAGAUUUCUACCUGGACAAGGACUGGUACUAUACCCACAGAUAGGAGACAAAUUGGAUAUUAUUUGCCCCAAAGUGGACUCUAAAACUGUUGGCCAGUAUGAAUAUUAUAAAGUUUAUAUGGUUGAUAAAGACCAAGCAGACAGAUGCACUAUUAAGAAGGAAAAUACCCCUCUCCUCAACUGUGCCAAACCAGACCAAGAUAUCAAAUUCACCAUCAAGUUUCAAGAAUUCAGCCCUAACCUCUGGGGUCUAGAAUUUCAGAAGAACAAAGAUUAUUACAUUAUAUCUACAUCAAAUGGGUCUUUGGAGGGCCUGGAUAACCAGGAGGGAGGGGUGUGCCAGACAAGAGCCAUGAAGAUCCUCAUGAAAGUUGGACAAGAUGCAAGUUCUGCUGGAUCAACCAGGAAUAAAGAUCCAACAAGACGUCCAGAACUAGAAGCUGGUACAAAUGGAAGAAGUUCGACAACAAGUCCCUUUGUAAAACCAAAUCCAGGUUCUAGCACAGACGGCAACAGCGCCGGACAUUCGGGGAACAACAUCCUCGGUUCCGAAGUGGCCUUAUUUGCAGGGAUUGCUUCAGGAUGCAUCAUCUUCAUCGUCAUCAUCAUCACGCUGGUGGUCCUCUUGCUGAAGUACCGGAGGAGACACAGGAAGCACUCGCCGCAGCACACGACCACGCUGUCGCUCAGCACACUGGCCACACCCAAGCGCAGCGGCAACAACAACGGCUCAGAGCCCAGUGACAUUAUCAUCCCGCUAAGGACUGCGGACAGCGUCUUCUGCCCUCACUACGAGAAGGUCAGCGGGGACUACGGGCACCCGGUGUACAUCGUCCAGGAGAUGCCCCCGCAGAGCCCGGCGAACAUUUACUACAAGGUCUGAGAGGGACCCUGGUGGUACCUGUGCUUUCCCAGAGGACACCUAAUGUCCCGAUGCCUCCCUUGAGGGUUUGAGAGCCCGCGUGCUGGAGAAUUGACUGAAGCACAGCACCGGGGGAGAGGGACACUCCUCCUCGGAAGAGCCCGUCGCGCUGGACAGCUUACCUAGUCUUGUAGCAUUCGGCCUUGGUGAACACACACGCUCCCUGGAAGCUGGAAGACUGUGCAGAAGACGCCCAUUCGGACUGCUGUGCCGCGUCCCACGUCUCCUCCUCGAAGCCAUGUGCUGCGGUCACUCAGGCCUCUGCAGAAGCCAAGGGAAGACAGUGGUUUGUGGACGAGAGGGCUGUGAGCAUCCUGGCAGGUGCCCCAGGAUGCCACGCCUGGAAGGGCCGGCUUCUGCCUGGGGUGCAUUUCCCCCGCAGUGCAUACCGGACUUGUCACACGGACCUCGGGCUAGUUAAGGUGUGCAAAGAUCUCUAGAGUUUAGUCCUUACUGUCUCACUCGUUCUGUUACCCAGGGCUCUGCAGCACCUCACCUGAGACCUCCACUCCACAUCUGCAUCACUCAUGGAACACUCAUGUCUGGAGUCCCCUCCUCCAGCCGCUGGCAACAACAGCUUCAGUCCAUGGGUAAUCCGUUCAUAGAAAUUGUGUUUGCUAACAAGGUGCCCUUUAGCCAGAUGCUAGGCUGUCUGCGAAGAAGGCUAGGAGUUCAUAGAAGGGAGUGGGGCUGGGGAAAGGGCUGGCUGCAAUUGCAGCUCACUGCUGCUGCCUCUGAAACAGAAAGUUGGAAAGGAAAAAAGAAAAAAGCAAUUAGGUAGCACAGCACUUUGGUUUUGCUGAGAUCGAAGAGGCCAGUAGGAGACACGACAGCACACACAGUGGAUUCCAGUGCAUGGGGAGGCACUCGCUGUUAUCAAAUAGCGAUGUGCAGGAAGAAAAGCCCCUCUUCAUUCCGGGGAACAAAGACGGGUAUUGUUGGGAAAGGAACAGGCUUGGAGGGAAGGGAGAAAGUAGGCCGCUGAUGAUAUAUUCGGGCAGGACUGUUGUGGUACUGGCAAUAAGAUACACAGCUCCGAGCUGUAGGAGAGUCGGUCUGCUUUGGAUGAUUUUUUAAGCAGACUCAGCUGCUAUACUUAUCACAUUUUAUUAAACACAGGGAAAGCAUUUAGGAGAAUAGCAGAGAGCCAAAUCUGACCUAAAAGUUGAAAAGCCAAAGGUCAAACAGGCUGUAAUUCCAUCAUCAUCGUUGUUAUUAAAGAAUCCUUAUCUAUAAAAGGUAGGUCAGAUCCCCCUCCCCCCAGGUUCCUCCUUCCCCUCCCGAUUGAGCCUUACGACACUUUGGUUUAUGCGGUGCUGUCCGGGUGCCAGGGCUGCAGGGUCGGUACUGAUGGAGGCUGCAGCGCCCGGUGCUCUGUGUCAAGGUGAAGCACAUACGGCAGACCUCUUAGAGUCCUUAAGACGGAAGUAAAUUAUGAUGUCCAGGGGGAGAAGGAAGAUAGGACGUAUUUAUAAUAGGUAUAUAGAACACAAGGGAUAUAAAAUGAAAGAUUUUUACUAAUAUAUAUUUUAAGGUUGCACACAGUACACACCAGAAGAUGUGAAAUUCAUUUGUGGCAAUUAAGUGGUCCCAAUGCUCAGCGCUUAAAAAAACAAAUUGGACAGCUACUUCUGGGAAAAACAACAUCAUUCCAAAAAGAACAAUAAUGAGAGCAAAUGCAAAAAUAACCAAGUCCUCCGAAGGCAUCUCACGGAACCGUAGACUAGGAAGUACGAGCCCCACAGAGCAGGAAGCCGAUGUGACUGCAUCAUAUAUUUAACAAUGACAAGAUGUUCCGGCGUUUAUUUCUGCGUUGGGUUUUCCCUUGCCUUAUGGGCUGAAGUGUUCUCUAGAAUCCAGCAGGUCACACUGGGGGCUUCAGGUGACGAUUUAGCUGUGGCUCCCUCCUCCUGUCCUCCCCCGCACCCCCUCCCUUCUGGGAAACAAGAAGAGUAAACAGGAAACCUACUUUUUAUGUGCUAUGCAAAAUAGACAUCUUUAACAUAGUCCUGUUACUAUGGUAACACUUUGCUUUCUGAAUUGGAAGGGAAAAAAAAUGUAGCGACAGCAUUUUAAGGUUCUCAGACCUCCAGUGAGUACCUGCAAAAAUGAGUUGUCACAGAAAUUAUGAUCCUCUAUUUCCUGAACCUGGAAAUGAUGUUGGUCCAAAGUGCGUGUGUGUAUGUGUGAGUGGGUGCGUGGUAUACAUGUGUACAUAUAUGUAUAAUAUAUAUCUACAAUAUAUAUUAUAUAUAUCUAUAUCAUAUUUCUGUGGAGGGUUGCCAUGGUAACCAGCCACAGUACAUAUGUAAUUCUUUCCAUCACCCCAACCUCUCCUUUCUGUGCAUUCAUGCAAGAGUUUCUUGUAAGCCAUCAGAAGUUACUUUUAGGAUGGGGGAGAGGGGCGAGAAGGGGAAAAAUGGGAAAUAGUCUGAUUUUAAUGAAAUCAAAUGUAUGUAUCAUCAGUUGGCUACGUUUUGGUUCUAUGCUAAACUGUGAAAAAUCAGAUGAAUUGAUAAAAGAGUUCCCUGCAACCAAUUGAAAAGUGUUCUGUGCGUCUGUUUUGUGUCUGGUGCAGAAUAUGACAAUCUACCAACUGUCCCUUUGUUUGAAGUUGGUUUAGCUUUGGAAAGUUACUGUAAAUGCCUUGCUUGUAUGAUCGUCCCUGGUCACCCGACUUUGGAAUUUGCACCAUCAUGUUUCAGUGAAGAUGCUGUAAAUAGGUUCAGAUUUUACUGUCUAUGGAUUUGGGGUGUUACAGUAGCCUUAUUCACCUUUUUAAUAAAAAUACACAUGAAAACAAGAAAGAAAUGGCUUUUCUUACCCAGAUUGUGUACAUAGAGCAAUGUUGGUUUUUUAUAAAGUCUAAGCAAGAUGUUUUGUAUAAAAUCUGAAUUUUGCAAUGUAUUUAGCUACAGCUUGUUUAACGGCAGUGUCAUUCCCCUUUGCACUGUAAUGAGGAAAAAAUGGUAUAAAAGGUUGCCAAAUUGCUGCAUAUUUGUGCCGUAAUUAUGUACCAUGAAUAUUUAUUUAAAAUUUCGUUGUCCAAUUUGUAAGUAACACAGUAUUAUGCCUGAGUUAUAAAUAUUUUUUUCUUUCUUUGUUUUAUUUUAAUAGCCUGUCAUAGGUUUUAAAUCUGCUUUAGUUUCACAUUGCAGUUAGCCCCAGAAAAUGAAAUCCGUGAAGUCACAUUCCACAUCUGUUUCAAACUGAAUUUGUUCUUAAAAAAAUAAAAUAUUUUUUUCCUAUGGAAAAA